Hevea brasiliensis (rubber tree) is the source of this 1446-nucleotide messenger RNA. RefSeq lists its product as uncharacterized. The transcript has a single exon. The record is from RefSeq and is a predicted model, not a curated record. Bases 618 to 1232 code for a protein of 204 amino acids. Lineage: Eukaryota; Viridiplantae; Streptophyta; Magnoliopsida; Malpighiales; Euphorbiaceae.
AAAUGUUAGCACACUAAUAAACCAAAGGGCAAAAAAUGCAUAUUAUAAUUAGUAAGAAAUGUCUUGUGAUGCUUACGAACCUGGCAUACAAGACCAAUAUUGCAGUCCUGGCCUGCCAAAUGUAAAGCGUUGAAAAGACCGCCUGGGCAAUUUUCUCGCAAAAAAUUAAAAGUUCUAACAAUAAGUCCUUUUAGUAAGAGAAGCAAAUCGUUUGUCCGUGUACCCUGAAGAGUGAAGACCCUACUUGAACCUUCUCAGGAUCCCAUUUUAGAUCCCAUAAGGUCAGAUCGCUGUUGAUCCCAUGAAGAAACUCCAAUCUAAAACCAUCGUAAGAAUCCAAAAUCAGAUCAAGCAAGCGGUAGAUAUAUAGAAUCCAAUGUGAUUCAAAUCAUUAUUCUGCUUUCAAAGAAGGACCCAACUCCACAAUAACGUUGAAGGAUGUGGGAAGAAGAAUAAAAAGGUUAGAUUUUCUCCCUCUCUGUGGACUCUUUCUCACUCCUCUUUUUAUUAGACCGUUGUCAAAGCAAGCCCUCCCAAAAUCAACUACAAAAGCAAGUAGGAAGGAACAAAGAAAACAGAGAACCAAGAAACUGGCCCAUCUCUCAAAUCCAUCAAAUAUGGGGGAAGAAAACUACACUCUCCAAUCUCUCUUCCAUGCUCUCGACCCCAUGUCCCUAAUCCUUUCUCACAAUUCCUUGGACUCUGACCAACCGGUCCCUUUGAAACUCACCACAGAUAGUUACAUCAUGGAGAGAGGACCAAGAUACAGAGCAUAUGCAGAGCUGCGAGAAUCUAAGCUGAGAAUGAAGAUCUUAAGGCAACAAGAAAGAGACGAAAGUGAUUUCAAACAAAUUCCAGCAAAGAAACAAGUCAAAUUUCAACCCAAUUUGACUAGUUCAAGAAAAGGGUCUUCUGUUUUGGCCCAGUCAGUGCCUGAUUUCUCUUGUGAGUUAAGAAAAGAGAAUAGAAAACCGCCGGCAGAGUUGACUCCUCCAUCGAAGAAAUGGUCCAAGGUAAAUGGGAUUUUGUCGAAUUCCAGAGGAAGUAAGUCAGCAAGUGCUGGAGAGAAAAGGAAUGGAAAUGGAGGACUAAUGGCGAGAAAGAGCUAUGCAAGUGUGGAAGAAUUGAAGGGAUUGUCAAUGGCUGCAGCCACUGCUAUAAAUGGCGAAAACAGGGGAGGAAGAGGUAGCAGAGGAAUUGGCAAGACAGUGCUGGGUCACAGGCAAUUUUGAUUUUGAUUCCAUGGUAAUUUCAUAUAUGAUGCGAGAGAUCGGUUAUGUUUUAUUAUUUUUUUUCUUUCUCUUGGGUUGUUUAAUUGGAUUUGCUGUUCCUGUUGCUGCUACGAUUCUUUGGUUAGCUGAGAGUAUGAUGGAUUGUGGAUUGUAAGAUUGUAAAGAUAUGGAUGUAAUCAUAUUUAACAUAUGAUUUAGAGGCAUUUUAUGAUAA